Molecule: messenger RNA, 1662 nt
Organism: Colletotrichum karsti
Lineage: Eukaryota; Fungi; Ascomycota; Sordariomycetes; Glomerellales; Glomerellaceae
Product: major facilitator superfamily
Exons: 2
Coding region: 1-1662 (553 amino acids)
Biological process (GO): transmembrane transport
Molecular function (GO): transmembrane transporter activity
Source: RefSeq, a predicted model, not a curated record
AUGGACGCCAAAGAUGACAAGACCCACUCGUCCAGCGACAUCAACCUUGAGUUCCUGCCUCCGGUUGACUUGACCUUGGAUUUCGAAAAUAAGAAAGAUGGCAUUCAUGACGACCAGAAAGAUGGUGAACAGCUGGGCAAGCAGGACACCAAGCCGGAUGGGAAGCGGGACGACAAGCAGGACGCCCGCAUCAGCGACUCGGUGCCAUCUCCCACCUCGGAUGUUCCUCUCGGCGAGGCAGACACGCAAGCAGAGUCUGGGCCGACGCAAAAGGAAGAUGAGAAGCUGAAAAAACGAGCACGAUGGGCUCUUUUCGUUAUGGCUUUCUUCAUGGGUGACGUGCAGGAUGGGCUCGGUCCUUUUCUUGGCGUCUACCUUCAACAACACGGAUGGGCUCCCGGGCUGCGCGGCUCGGUGAGUACCGCCGGCGGCGUGGCUACAAUCGUUGCUGCCGGUCCUAUCGGCGCACUUAUAGACGCGACGAAAAAAAAGCGCCUCCUUGUGGCUGCUUUCGCCCUCCUCGUUGGCGUUUCCCAAGGGCUCAACCUACUUAGCACACAUCCGGCACUCGUCUUCACGACGCAAAUCGUGUCUGCCGUCGCGGGUACGAGUAUGGUGCCUCUACUCGUAGCGCUCACGCUGGGCAUCUGCUCUCAACAAGAGGAGGACGACCGAGGCACCAGUAACAACCGCGGCAACAAGAAACGGAAAGACAAGCAUAGCUUCCGCGCGCUAAACGGACGCAACCAAGCUUCCAACCACGCAGGCAACAUGGUCAGCGCAGGUCUGGCGGGCCUGUUGGGUUCCCACUUUGGGUUGACGGCAGUCUUCUGGCUUGUCAUGGCCUUCUGUGCUGCGACUAUGGUAUGUGUCUUCCUACUGCCGGAACGGGCGAUCGACCACGCCGCCGCGAGGGCAGGGCCUCCGUCUGAGCACGAUGUCAGCGAUGACAGUCAUCGUCAAGACAUGCAAGAAAGAGGCAGGGCAGGAAUAGAAGACCCCCCAAGAGCACCUAAUCCCCCUCGGGAUAUCAUCACCAUUCCGAAGGAGAAGACGAACACAUUCUCGAAAGCAAUUCAUCUCUUCAGGAAUAACCGGUCUUUGGGCGUCAUUGCCAUCACCGUGUUCUUGUUCCAUCUCGGCAACGCGGCGAUUCUGUAUCUCUACGGACAGGCCCUCGUGGCCGCGGGUCAAGGCGACCCCGCCGGCACGACCGGUCUAACCGUCAUCAUCGCCCAGGGCACGAUGGUUGUCGUAUCCAUCCUCACAUCGUGGGUUUCCGGUCGACGGGGCUACUGGCUUGCGAUUUUGACAUCAUACGCUGUCUUGCCUAUCCGUGCUGCUGUCGCGGGUAAGGCUAUAAAGAGCUGGGGUGUGUGGCCUGUUCAGAUUCUCGAUGGUAUUGGUGCGGGUAUCCAGAGCGUCGCGAUUCCUGGACUAUUGGCUGUCAUGAUGGCUGGGAGCGGGCAUUUCAAUGUCACUUUUGGUAUCGUUGGUGGCAUGACCCGCCAGACCGGCGCUGCCAUUUCUCACUCAUUGGGAGGUUGGAUGGCGCAGGAUAGGGGGUACAGCUUUGCGCUGUACGUGUUGGGUGUCUUCCCUCUCGCCUCACUUGCAUUAUGGAUUGGGUUCUAUAGGAUGUUAUUAAGACCACAAACCUAG